AUGGUACAGCCUCCCUCUCCGACAUAUCCUAUUCGAAGAACUAACGCAUGAGGAACAGUCUCUCCGCAUCGUCCCCUCAGCCUCCAACCCCACCACCACGCACGCCAACAUCGGCGCCCCCUCCGCCCCCGGAGUCCACGACACCCUGCGCGCAAACCUCAACCUCACCACCCCAGCCCCCAAAACCACGACUUCCUCUUCCUCAUCAACCAGCAUCGCCUCCGCGCACCCUCUCGAAUCCCGCCUCGCGAACUGGCGCUCCCAGCAAGAAGCCCUCAAAAUGGAACUCCUACGCCGCCAAUUCGGAAUCGCGGAGCCGGUGAAGCGGCAGAUGGAACUCGCGAUCGUGCGAGCGGGCGAGUGGCAGCCUGCGGCGUUGGGCGGCAGGGGCACGGCGGGUCUGCAUGCGGAUAUUUUGGCGGGGACGGAUUGUGAGUUUGGGUGGGAGGAGGUGUUCGUGGGCGAGGAGAUGAGGGCGGAGCCGGUGGAUUUCCACACGGAGAUGGAGGGGCGGUUUCGCAUGAAUACCUGGUGA
Messenger RNA from Lecanosticta acicola, 535 nucleotides. Lineage: Eukaryota; Fungi; Ascomycota; Dothideomycetes; Mycosphaerellales; Mycosphaerellaceae. The record is from the annotation of a GenBank genome assembly.